AGAUUAGCCACUCCUCCGACACACGGAUGCGGAGCAAAAAUGAAAGCUAACAGCGAGUGAGGUUUGUUCGCAUUUUUUUUUUCUCCCCUGUCAAACAUGGCAGGUGACUUGUGGAGUUUCGCGCUGGAAAAGGCCGAGCUGCUCUCCAGCCGUUUGCGGGAGCUGGUGUCUUCGGGACAAGGCUUGGUUCGGGCCCAGUUCGGAGUGGAUCUGGGUCUGAAGCCCGAGCUGUACCCGAGCUGGCUCGUCCUGUCAGCGGCAGCGGUCGGCCUGCUGCUGCCGCUGCUGCUCGGCGCGUCCUGGGCCGCGUUGUGCGGCGCCGGCGGAGGGCGACCGGUCGGCAAAAAGCGGGCUCCCCAGGUCAACCGAGGCGGCGAGGAGACGCAGAAGGCCGGCUUUAACGGUAAAAGCGUCAAACCGGAGGAGCCGAAAAGGAGAAACAGAAAGAAAACCGGCGACAAGAAGACUCAGUCCAAUGGUCAGCCGCCGGUCGUUGCUCAAGGGGAAGUUAAAGAGAUUGUGGCAGCUUCAAAACCAGCUACGCAGUUAAAAGCUGUUAAGCAGGUGCAUGAGGCGUCGCCCCCAGUGCAGGUGAAAAAAACCAAGAAGAAACCUAAGACAGAUGUGAAACCAGUCCAGGUGUUGCCCACGAGUGAAGUGAAAGAACCCGAUGAUGGUGCAUGGGAGACUAAAGUCAGCAAUCGAGAGAAGCGGCAACAGCGAAAGAAGGACAAAGGUUCAGAAGAUUCUGGGAGCCCGGGAGGCAACAAGGCUUCCAAGGCCCACGUCGAAACACCUGCAGCCCCAGCAACGAACAAAAAGAAACGAGGAAACAACGAGAACCAGCAUUCGAGACCAAACUCAAAGGGAGACGGAGCCAGUGGGAAAGGCAAAGCAUUGAACUCUUCCUCUGCAUGGAGAGCAGAGCCUACAGUCAACGGUGAAGGCUGGCCUGAUGUUCCGUUGAAGGCCACUGGUCAAGCUGGUUCUGUGGAAGGAAAGAAGUGGAGCUCCAUACCUCCAGUGGUACCUCAAGCAGCCGCUUGGAGCAGCAUGGACGGGAAGAUGAAGGCAAUGCCCUUUUCUGUGCUGCAGCUGAACUCUGCAGAUCCAUUAUCAAAUUCAGCUAAGUUGCAGUGGGCCAACCAAACCAUUGUUGACGAUCAGUGGUCAGGAGUCAAGGGGACAGCAGCAGAUUCCUCCUCUGACUGGAGUGCCCCAGCGGAGCACUGGGGAAACUACGAAGAGCCUUCUGUACCAGCGGUAGCAGCAGCAGCAGCCCUGCAAAAGGAUCAGCCCAAGGUAUCAGAAGAUGAGAAGAACACUGACGAUCCUUCAGGUGGAGCAGCAAAAUCUAAGAAGAAGAGAAAGAAGAAGAAAGCAGAAGAGGAGCCUGCAGCUGAUGCUCAAACUCCGAGUGCAGCUGCUGUACACAGCGCAGCAACCAAAGUCCCAGAGCAUCCUGCGCUGCCGCUAAAUUCACAGAAUACCAGCAUAUCAUCCUCUCAGAAGAAGUCUGAGCAAACCGUCGAACCUCAGAAGCCCUCCCAGAAGAAAAAGGUCAGAAGGGAAACUUAAAGGAACAACACGAGUCUCUACAAAUGUUAUGCAAAUGAUUAAGAGUGUCUCAUGCAAUAAUUACCAGGUACAGUUUCUGUCUUAGAUGUGUAACUUUUUAAUAGCGACAAGAGGACAGCGGGCAGCAGCUCCAACCUGCUGCAUAGCAGUGAAAUGUGGUCCUAUGGACUGUUAAUUGUAACUAAUUUUGCACUAUUUGCUAAACUGCAACCUGAGGCAGAGUUUCAGGUGGGAUUUCAGUAAUGCUACAUGUUUAAAAGUUUUGCAAGUAUAUAUCCAUCUUUAUUUUUAUCCACCAGGAGUGUGUGUAAUUGUCAACCCAAAAACAAACAACGUGGGUUUUAAUUUUUUUUUUUUUAUCUUGCAAAGUCUGAGUUAGGCUGGACCCCCUAAAUGAUGCACUUUGUUUUGGUUGCUCUUUCACUCCCUCUCUGUGACUAAAUGAUCCUUCUACCUUUGUGCCAAAGGUAGAAGGAUCUGUUUAGAUUUUGGUUGAUCCAACACCGUCUUAUUGUAAUAUUACGUUUCCAUUCAGAAGUUUACAUACAUUCAUUAUGGACAUAAAUGACCUAUUCUUGCACCUUUAAUCAUUGAUUUGAGCUAUUCUUAUCUACAAAGUCCAGCCAGUACACAAGGUUUUAGUGUACAUGUUUGAAUUUAGGAGGAUUUUCCCAAAAAUUACAUAAGCAAACUCAAAUAUUUAUGUUCUCCCCUUUUUAAAUGUUAAUUUGAAUCCACUAGCAAAAUCCAAAAAAAAAAACUGCAUGUUUUUAGUAUCAGUCAACCUGUUUAAUAAUUCUGACUGGAUAUGUUUCCACUCCUCCUAAGAGAAAUCACAGGUUUCUUUCUAUGUUGUUGGUUUCCAGAUCAGCAACGUCCAUCAAUUUGUAAUGAGGUUGAAAUUGGGGCCAAUUUCAGAAGUUUGUUGCAGACAGCUUAAUCCAUUCAUUUUUAUUUUUGUCCGUGCGCCGAGAUGAGUAGUCUAGCAUCCAGCUAGUUUCUCUGCAACUUGCUAAGGGAUUUUAACAAAUAUUAGUGGGGGUAACAUAUACAAAAUAUAUAUGUGAGCCAGUAUGUAUAAUUUGUACCCUAUGCUAAAUUCAACCACAAGCUUCUAAGUCUUGUUUUUAAAUUAAAUCAAAGCUGCCUGUUGUAUGGACAAUGGUGCUGUUUCUAUUGCGUCUAUAAAAUCCCAUCAUUAUCAUAACAUUUACCCCUAUAAUGACCGAAUGUAGGCGUCUGACUAGAAAUGGAGACACAUUUUUAGGUAAUCUUUGAACUAGAGAAUACCUGUGGAAAACUUCUUGAUUCUAUGUUCCACACCUUUUUGAUUUGCUUUGCUAGAAAGGGCAGAACAUUUCGUGUCUGAUAGAGACUGCUUCACUCUUACUCUAAAUCAAGCGUGGUGUUUUUCCUCGCACCGUUUAAUUGCAGCUAAAUGUUGCAAGUUAAAGCAUUCCAACCUGACUAUUUUAGACAUUAAGGGUAAUUAGUAAAAGAAAAAAAGCUCUUGCAAUAUAUGAUCUUCUGUAAAUGUAGAUUUUAUGAUUCCUUUAUGACAUUCCUUGACAUUCUUCAUGUUCAAACCGUCCGUCUUGCGGAUUUUCAAAUGAAUAUGGUCUUGAUAUAUCAGGAGUUAAAAACCUCUACAGAAAGUUAUGAGUUAUUUCCACCUAACAGUUUUUGUUCAAUAACUAUCUUUGGCUUUAGCCGCACUUACAAAAUCUUGAAAUUUAGAUUGAAAUUUGCUGCAUGUCGACAAAUUAAAUUUCCUUGAGAUUGCAGUGACUGGUAGAAGCCACCAGGAGGCGCUGUAACUGAGGCUUGAGGUUGAUGGAGUCAAGGCGAUGAAACCGUAACAUCAGUAAAUGCUGUCUUUCUAAAAAAAAAAAAAAGAUCAAAGUUGUCAUUAUGAUUAAGUCUGUCCUUUUCUAAGUAUGCUUUUAUAAAUGCGUUCUUCUGCUCUCUAAAUGACUUUUUACAAGGAUUUCUUCCAGUUUUUUUCUAGAAAAAGUCACGCCAUAUGUAUAGAAUGUAAGGGCUUUUUUCUAGUUUGUGAUUGCACUGUGCAGAAACCUGUAUAGUUUCUUUUUAUUGCGAAUGAAUUGUUUUUAAACGUUUUUUUUUUUUUUUUGCCGAAUGUGAAACUUUUUUUUUUCUUCCCAAGAAUGAAGGUUUUUUUUUUAAAUGAACUAAAUAAAAAGAAAAACCGAAUGAAAAGAAGCUUUGCAAAAAAUGUGACAUGAAGGAGUUUGAACUCUUCAUUCAAAUUGUUUGAGCGUAUACAUUUAAAAGAAAUUCAUUUCUACUGCCUUAAUCUGCCGUAUAGAAAGUUUCUUGGAAUCCUUUAGCUUCCAUCCUUUUGCAAGUUUUGGUGUGAAUUUUUAUUUUAUUUUUUUUAUUUUUGCAUGACUUUGGUAAUAGUAUUUGUGGGGGAAAAAAGAGAAAAGAGACCAGUCUUUUUUUUUACUCUAACUAUUUUGUUCUAAAGUACCUCUUGUUAUAAAUAACGUAACAGCUUUAUGUUAGAAGAAAACUUGCAAACUUCUUACUUUUUAUGGGCAUCUGUUUUUUUUUCUCUCUCUCUCUCUUGACUCUUGAAUUACUCCUGAAAUAUUAAAAUGUUAAUUAACUGGUGUUGAUUAAUGUUUGUAGGUCUGAAAUGAUGUUACACUGUGGAUUCAGGUGCCCAUUUUGUUCCCUUUUUUACCAAUGAGUAAAAUUAUUUCUUGUAUUUAUACAGUUGUGUCUAAAAAAAAAAAAUCUCGGGAUGAUUUUGUUAAGGACAGCAUAAUGAUCUUUCUAUGUUUGUUCUGGAAAGAAUUAAAUGAAAAAUGCUUCAUAUCA
This is a messenger RNA of Poeciliopsis prolifica (blackstripe livebearer), 4425 nucleotides long. It is a transcript of the gene mtdha, whose product is annotated as metadherin a. Gene Ontology annotation, biological process: negative regulation of apoptotic process; positive regulation of canonical NF-kappaB signal transduction; regulation of transcription by RNA polymerase II. Gene Ontology annotation, cellular component: nucleus. NCBI's taxonomy places the organism in Eukaryota, Metazoa, Chordata, Actinopteri, Cyprinodontiformes, Poeciliidae. Gene Ontology annotation, molecular function: transcription coregulator activity. The transcript is spliced from 12 exons. Bases 97 to 1578 code for a protein of 493 amino acids. The record is from RefSeq and is a predicted model, not a curated record.